CCCAUCCAUAUUCUUAUUGUGGGCGUGAAACUCUCUGCUUUAACCUCCUCUCUACUUGAAUGAACUACAAGUGCAAAGUCAUACUACACUGUUUAGUGCACUCGAGAGAGAGGGUAACAUCGUACCCGAGGGCAUUCUACGGUUAAUAGUUACAUAGACAACACUUGUUUCCAGUCACCGAUUUUUACGGAGCAAUGGAGCCUCAUGUAAACGCGAAGCGGCUUUUUAAUCACGCGACAACCCUGAAGCUUCACACGGGGAAUUUAGUCAACCGCAGUCGACUUAAGAAGAAAUGUCCGUCUUCACCUAGUGAGGAGCUACAAGACUGCAUCCAAGGCACACUGAGCGAGUGGUUUGCCACAAUGCCGUCAUCUCUUGACUCUGAGCUUCCCAGCAUUCUGGACUGCACUAUUCCAGAAAACACAGAGGCCAUCACCCCAGAGGAGAGAGAGGAGCUGAAAGUGUCUGUCAAGCUUUUUCUCACUGAGUCGGACCGUUCAUCCAUCAGAAGUGCGGUGGACAUGGCUUGUCUUUCGUUAGGCGUAUCUCAGUUGGACUCUGUGAUCAUUGCUCCACCUCCUCUCCCCGAGGGUGAGGCACAGACGCUGACCCACCUGCAGCCGCUGUGGGAGGAGCUGGAAAGUCUUGUGCAAAGCCAGAAGAUCGCUGCCAUCGGCACGUCCGACUUGGACAAAACUCUUUUAGAGCAGCUGUAUAACUGGGCUCAGGUAAAGCCAAGUAGUAAUCAGGUGAAUCUGGCCUCGUGCUGUGUGAUGCCUCCAGACCUCACUGCAUUUGCUAAAGAGUUCGACAUACAAUUGCUUACGCACAAUGACCCCAAAGAGCUAAUCAGUGCAGCAGGCUUCCAGGAAGCAGUGCAGGGGAGCAGUAAGGACCUGCAGGUGGACGAUUGGAGGAUGGAGUGGGUCUUACGGUACUCCAUCAUAGUCAAGAGCAGAGGCAUCAUAAAAGCAAAAGGCUACAUUGUUCAUGCUAAAAAGGGCAACAACCUUUAACAUGUCCAGUUUGAACAGGGUUUCCUAAAAAUUUAGGGAGCUACUACAUCAUUGAUGCAUAUUUUACAGGUGUUUUUUUUUGUCAACACACUAAAGUGAAAAACUAAAAUUCACUCGACACACGUUUUCCUCAUGAUUUAGAACAUUUAGACAGCUAUCUGUUCUUGUAGAUAAAUGCAAAGUGCCUCUCUUUUUCCUGACCUGGCCUGGUUUAAUUCUCUGUAUUUUUCAAAAGGGUAAAAAUUAAAUAUAAAACAACGGUUGAUAGGACAUCAGAUUAAGAUUAUUCAAAUACCAUAAGAUUGUUUUGUUAAUCAUUGCCCCUGUAAUUUUUGUGAUUUUUUUUUUUCUGUUUUAUUUAAACAU
Molecule: messenger RNA, 1382 nt
Organism: Sinocyclocheilus anshuiensis
Lineage: Eukaryota; Metazoa; Chordata; Actinopteri; Cypriniformes; Cyprinidae
Product: glutamate--cysteine ligase regulatory subunit-like
Exons: 7
Coding region: 195-1016 (273 amino acids)
Biological process (GO): glutathione biosynthetic process
Cellular component (GO): glutamate-cysteine ligase complex
Molecular function (GO): glutamate-cysteine ligase catalytic subunit binding; enzyme regulator activity
Source: RefSeq, a predicted model, not a curated record